GAAAGUACCUUAAAUUUGUACUAAAUAAUUAGAGUACUAAAUUAGUUUAUUUUUAAAAAUGUUCCUGUAUUUGUAUGUACUGUUGGGUAGUUGUAUCUGUAAUCAAGCUUCAUAUUUAGUCUUUAUCUGGUUUUAAUGCAAAAGUAAAGUAACUAGUAGCUAUUAGAUAAAUGUCGUGGAGUAAAGAGUAGAAAUAUUGAAAGAAAAUACUCAAGUAAAGUAAGUAUCUUAAUUUUGUACUAAAUAAUCAAAGUACUAAAUUAGUUUUAUAUCAGAAACAUAUAGAAUACAACAAUAAUGUUUUGUGGAUAUUGUAUCUAUUACCGGUCAUGCAAAAUUAAAAUUUUCCUUUCCACAUCCCCUAUCGUCCUUUUAAAGUCUUAAGCAUGUGCAUCUGUCAAUAUAAUGAAAUAAACUGCUUUCAACUAUAUUUCUAGUACUAGUAAAUCUUUUCCACCUCAAGCAACAUAAACUAAGCUCUGCAACAGGAGGCUAUCGUCUGAGCUGAAUUUAGAAAAUUGUACUACAUGUUACUACAACAUAUUUCUCCAUUUUACUACACAUUUCUCUUCACUGACACCAGCCAUGACUUUCUCCAAGCAGUGCAGCCAGCAUUCACUGAGUACAACAGCCUCUGGUUUUCUAUUGGCCAGUUUCUGACAGGGAGGGUCCUCCCGGAGGCCGGCACCCAGGCAGGAAGGGGGGUGGCUGGAAAUGUUUCAGCCACAGUUGGACAGACUGUUUUUCACUGUUGUGAAGAGAAGAUCUUUGCGAACUGAAUCCUCGGGACAGAUAGGAGGAUACAGGCUGUUCUUGCUGUCAACAUCUUCCCAAACGAGCUUCCUUUAAAGUUGUAGCUCUGUCGUAGAUCCUCGGUGUGGAACAGAACUUCUUUAGUGCUGCAUGUCGUGGGAGAGAUCACCAAUAGAAAGUGCCUUUGAGAAGAUAUCCCCAACUUGAAGUUGAUCUGUGUACAUUGGUCUGUGUCUAUGCUGUUUUUAAGACCAGACUCAAGCACCAGCACAGGAUACCUCAGCUGCAAGCACUUCACCACCACUUUGCACAGUUUUAGCACCUGAUAUUUAGCUAAAAUAGAGCCAUAAUUGUGAAUUAUGACCUGAGAAUGACUAAAGGAACAAGUCUACAUUCAAUUUCACUCACUUGACUGAUAUUUAUGGGCAAUACACACUUGAAGUUGACAUAAAAAAAAGAAAACACAACUACCAUUAUUUCCCAUUGAUGGGUGAUUUCUCGGCUAUCUCAUCUUUCUGUUCCAGCUGAUGGAGGACUCACCAGGUUGUCUUAAAACAGGACUUUGUUCAUACGGUCAACCUACAGCUUUCAGUGCAUGAGGCGCACAACAACAAGAUUGACUUUUAAAAUUUAAUGCACUAGUAAAACCUUUGGACAUGGCGUUGAACCUCUCUUCAGUAAGAGACACAAAAUGGCUAACUCUGGAGGUGUGUCGGCAGUUUCAGCGGGGAAACUGUUCUCGUAGGGAUGACGAAUGCAAAUUUGCUCACCCGCCGAAGAGCUGCCAAGUUGAAAAUGGUCGAGUUAUCGCCUGCUUUGACUCGCUGAAGGGCCGAUGCUCAAGAGAAAACUGCAAGUACCUUCAUCCACCUUCGCACUUAAAAACCCAGUUAGAGAUAAAUGGGCGCAACAAUUUAAUCCAGCAGAAGACUGCAGCUGCUGUACUCGCCCAACAGAUGCAGCUUGUGAUGCCUGGACCUAGUCUGCAGCCUGUGGGACUUGGCACAAAUUCCGGUCUUGGUUAUGGUUCAUACAUGACACCAUUGAGCCAUGGAAUGAGCCUGGUUCCCUCAGACAUCCUCCAAAACACCUCAGUUCUUGUUCCCGGGAGUCAACCUUUGACAGUCCACAGUUCCUCUUCUUCCUCCUCUUCCUCUCCCUCACAGAAGCUGCAGCGUUCAGACAAACUAGAGGUCUGUCGCGAGUUUCAGCGGGGGAACUGUGCGAGAGGGGAGACAGAUUGCCGCUUUGCUCACCCCAGCGACAGUCCCAUGAUUGACACCACUGACAACACUGUCACUGUUUGCAUGGACUAUAUCAAGAGCCGCUGCUCCCGGGAGAAGUGCAAGUAUUUUCACCCGCCUGCACACUUGCAGGCCAAAAUCAAGUCCAGUCAACAACAACAAGUCAGUCAGUCAGCCGUCGCAGCCCAGGCCGCAGCUGCAGCAGCCGCGACUCAGUCGACUGCCAAAGCAAUGAAGCGACCCCUCGAGGCAACUGUAGACCUGGCCUUUCCCCACAGUAUCCUGCAAUCCCUACCAAAGAGACAAGCCCUAGAGAAGAGCGGCUGGGUCAGCUCUCUCCUUAGCCCCAGUUUUUUGCACUACCAUCAGGCUCUGGCCAAUGCGCAGAUGCAGCAGAUGCAGCAGCCUACGACAGCAUUUUACCCCACAGGGUCUGUCUUUUGCAUGGCUCCACAUAACAGCAUGGAUCAUCCUCAAGUAACCACCAGAAACAGGAGUCAGUGCCAUGUUGCUGCUGUUAAAGGUCCCAAACAGCCGAUCUGUAAAUACUCUGUGAACGCCACACACCACACACAACAAGCUGCAUGCUGAUAAACAUCACUGGUGGAAAACUUGUAGACUCAACUUUAAUCUAUGGUAAUAAAUGACGUAAGGAUUACUAGGAUUAUACUCUGCUAGAUAAAUGUCACAGAAGAUUAUUGUAUGUGCAUGCCUUUGCACCUGAAUUAACAUGCAUCCUCAGUAAUGUGCAGAACAUCCUGGUUCCUAUUUCCCAAACCAAUUCUGACAUGGUCAGAGGGGCGUUCAGCCUCUUAAUGAGCUGAAUCCACCGUGUCUCAAAUUCUCUUAUCACAGCCUCAUGAAUAAAAAUGAGCUUUUCUUGACUAAGUCAAACAGGAAACAGAUGGAAACCAGACCAAAAUUUAUUUCACUCACAAGUGUAAGUUACACUAAGAGUGUACGAGUUGAGCAUUGCACAUCUAAUCUGAGAUCAGUUUUCAGUGUGUCCACAGAACAUGUUAAUGCCAGGUGUAAUGGGGACCUAUAUUGGAGCUUGUUUAAAUUCUAUCAACAUAUAUUUCUUAUUUGAAUGUCUCAUAUAACCUAAGUUUUUUCACAUAAAUGAUUGUUUAUCUAGUGCCAGAUUUCAUUAUUCUAAGCUUACUCAUAAAAAGCACUUAUUUUAACUUUAAACUCAAAUGUACAAAUUUCAUUGGACAGCAGGCUGUGGGGGUAGUCGGUCUGUGUUUUUUCCCUAGUUAUCCCCAGAAAGCAGGAUCAGUGCUCCACCUCCUGGUGUGCCUUUGCAUUGCAUAUACUGUACAUAAUAUUUGUUGGUAGGAAGUAAAGCAGCAGUAAUUCAAACUGUUAAUUUCCCCCACCUUUUGUUAUCCAAAAAAAAGAAAAAACUUUGUGGAUUAUUGGGCAACGUGAUGGUCGACUCAUUGAUGUAUCCGGGUGGUGGUUUUCUCUUCUCGGGCAGGUCUCACAAAGAUAGUCUUUGACUCUGUCUCAAUUAGAUCAAACUUAUAACUUAAUAUAUUCAGACUUCAGAUUGAUCCUUGAUUCUUUGUUGUACAAAGCUGUUUGGUUAUUUGCUGUAGGAAGUGGGACUAAUUGGGCAAAUUAAGAUCUUUCAUGAGGUUCCUGUAUUGUUCUGUUCAGCUUGAAAAUCUUUUGUUUUGUGAAAGACUUUCUCAGUUACGGGACAUUUUACCGGGAAUGUUCAGUGAAGACUGUAACACUAAGUGAACAAAGACACGUAUAAUAGUAUAACAUGUCAAUGCAGCGCAGCAGAGAUGAGCUACUGUGGCUCCUUAACGGAUUCAGAACCUCUGUUAACUUAUCCCUCGGGUUUAGAAAAGCUUCCAUGAGCAAAACCCUUCUUAUUACUCCACAACAUUACAAGAAAACCUCAAAUUUUUGUCCUGACAAAGGUUUCAGUGUCAUUAAGCUCAUGUGGGCUGGGACCUUGUAUGUGCGUGACACAAAAUAUAACUCAUGCUACAAACCAGUCUGAUAGAUCUUUGUGAAACCAGCCCCUGGCUUGAAGACGAGCCUCCACAGCCAUUAUAGUUAACUCAGUAACGGGGUGUGUGAGUACUGUGUGACUCCUGUGAUCCUAUAACGUUUGAGUUGAAUGGUGUGUGUGAGCUGUUAGUCUUAAUAUGACAGUCAGCUGUCAGUACUGUAUUAUUUGAAAUUUACAAGUGCCUAAUGAAUUCUGCAUGCAAUUACAUCAAAGCAUAUUUAAAAAGGGUUUGUGUGGAAAAACUGUUCAAUUAAAUCUACUCAACGUAACUCACAGUUAGGAAGAAAUAUUUAGCGAUGCCAUGUCAGUGCAUUAGUAUGUUGUGUGUGCACCUGUUUAGAUUUAGUCUUUCAAAUCAUUUUCACUUUUGUGAAAUUCACUCCAAUGUGUAUGUACUGUAUGUACAAUGUAUACGAAUGAAUAUUCAGCUUACCUUUUAUUUUGUUUCACAUUUAAGAUGAUUAAGUACUGUUGAACUAGUUAAAUGCACACAGUAAAAUACUUUAUGUAGUAAAGUAGAAUUUAAGUGAGUAAACAUUUUGGUGACGCGUAGUUGUGUAUGAGUGGAACCACAAUAUGCAAUUGGCUGUCUUUGUUUAAAACUCAGAGCAAACCGAGGUGGCGUCAUGUCUGGUUAAGUGAAAAACAAAACUGAUGUUAAAAAUAGUUUUCACUCAUAUAUGUAUGUUCUCUUGAACAUCUUUUAUAUAAGUUUUAGCUCCCUGUUUUGCCGUGUGUGAAAAUAUCAACCUUUAUUUUAAUGCUAUCCGACGUCUUUUCAAGUUUAAAUGUGUGUGUACACGUGUGAUUAACUCAGACAAUCCACCAAGAGAAACUGCAUUUGUUGACAUUUUUCAUUAUGUAUUUUCAUUGUGAAAAUGUACACAUUAUUGGAUAUGAAUAUAUGGAGUAUACUUGCAUACAGUAUUUUACUAGUUUAACCUUAGCUAAGAACACAUUUAAAAUGUAUUCACUUCUAUUUUACGAUGAAUGUAAUUUAUUAAAGUGACGUUAGCGCUGCCGCAGGUUCCUCAAAGGGCCGUGAUCUGUUGUUUUAGCCUUUGAAAAGUCGUCUCUGUUGAGGGAUGAGAUGUUGGAGCAAAGAGUAGCUUCAGACGUUUCAUCCUUGUCACUGCCUUGUCACCUGUGAGGGAAAACCAACCUUUGUACGAUCGAGGCAAUGGAAUAGUUUUUAUGUACAAGAGUGUAUCGUUCGUACCACAUUUGACAAACUUGUUCUCUGUUUGUUCACUCCUCACAAUAACACAUUAGAUUGUACUGUCAGAUAUUUGACUUUAUUAAGCCAUGGUGAAACACUGUAAGUGAGCCAGUGCAUAAAGAAAUAAUCCGAAUUUAUUUGUUUUACAUAGUUUCCUCUGUAUGUGAACAUCUUAAAAAAAUAAUCCACAGCAGAUUGAACUACAUUGUUUUAAACUUUUUUUCUAUAAAUAUAUAUAUAUAUAUAUAUAUAUAUAUAU
Molecule: messenger RNA, 5507 nt
Organism: Hippoglossus stenolepis (Pacific halibut)
Lineage: Eukaryota; Metazoa; Chordata; Actinopteri; Pleuronectiformes; Pleuronectidae
Product: muscleblind-like protein 2a
Exons: 9
Coding region: 1410-2588 (392 amino acids)
Molecular function (GO): metal ion binding
Source: RefSeq, a predicted model, not a curated record